AUGCAGAAAUCGGGCUCCGACGAGGGAGCCUCUGCUGGCCAGCCAGAGGAUUCGCCACCGGCUCCCUCGCAGAAGUCCCUGGAUUCCGGAAGUGGCGCUGAGUUUCAAAUCAGUUUGAACGAGUUUCUAGAAUUUCUGAAACUCUCCUGUCAUGUAAACGAUAUGAUAGCCAAGUCCGACAUGGGGAAACCACACACAAGGGAGCCAGUGCCACCAAUUGAGGGCAGUGCCGCCACUUCCAAGCGGAACUCCAAAAAGGACGAAUUUGACUUUGCCCAGUUGGCGGAAAAUCCGCUGGUUAACGAACUACUUGGAUUGCGGCGACCCUCUCGGAAUUCCAAUGCUCGUCACGGCGACCAGGCGAGCUCCAGUUUGCUCCAGGAGGCGAAAACUAGUGUACUGCGUUCGGGACACAGUCACCUUGGCCGGUCAUCCCGUACGGAAUCUACUUACCGAGGACUACAUCCCAAAUUGGGCGAACAACUGGAUGCGGCCAUCAACGAGGGUGUCCUGGAUUCGGUUUUGUCCUUUAUUUGCCCGGUUCCCAUGCCCACACAACUCCAGAAUGGAAAGAUUAAACCCAAACAGCUGCAGCCACCGAAAGAGCUUCUCACCCAGACAUCGCCCACUCCGAAUUCGAAUCCCAUUCCUCCGGCAGCUCCUCUUACCUCGGGGGCUUCCAAGUCCCUGAUGGAGUUGGGUCACUCACAUGGGCCGAUGCCUUCAGCCAUUCCAUCAGCUCCUUGCCUCCAGCAAGUUCAUCACGGCGGAGAUACUCAUCAUCCGGACCAGAUCACAAAUAGCAUGGUAAGGGCCAUGAUCAAGGAACCGAUUCCAAAGCCGGGUGUUAUAAACGCCGGCAGACGCAAGUCCUUGCUCCUGGUUAAGGAUAGCAAACAUGCCAGGCAGGAGAGAAAGGAACCCGAAGUAGUGAUCCACGUCUGCGACGAGGUGAAGAACACCUCGAAGGACUUCACCUGCCCGCAGCACCUGCUGGUGACCAAAAUGGGCUACUUUGCGGACGUGACUGCGGGUCAGCGGCUGGAGGAGAUGGACAUAUCGGUGCACUGCGACAUCCUGAUCUUCGACUGGCUGAUGAAGUGGAUAAAGCACAGUGCCCAGAGCCAGGAUCUCCCGGUUUCCGGCCAGAGCAGCGGUCCCCAGCUGGAUGGCAAUAAUGUGGUGCCCAUUUUGGUGUCGGCCAGUUUCCUGCAGAUGGAACCACUGCUCCUCGAGUGCCUGGCCUUCUGUCAUGCUCACCUGAGCGAAGUGGUCAGGACAUCCACGAAUCUCUCGUGUCUGAAUGAUGCCUUGGUCACCCGACUGGCGGCCAUGUUCACGAAUCUUGAGCUGGAAAUGGUGCGGGAUAAGAAGGAGCGAGUGACACCGCGUUUGUGGACCAAGUUGAUACAGUCCCUCUGCGAACCGGAUCCCGAGGUGCUUAGAGGACAUUUUUACAGCAUGUCUGGCUUGUUUCGCUGCUCCAGAUGCUUCAAUUGUGUCACCAAUACGAUGAAGUCCUAUGUGAGCUGUGUGCCCAGCAACAUCCGCCUGAAUCGCUGGGGCCAACUGAUGAGCCAUCAUGUGAGGGACACCAACUGGGAUCUCAACGUGUACAUCGUCCAGCUGUUCAAGGAACUCAAGUCCUGGAGGAAGGUCUACUGGAAGUUGUGGGGCCACUGCCACUAUCUCUACUGCUGCACUUGCGAGGCCCACUUCCCGGUCUACCAGAUGCACUGGUGUCGCUUCCAUCCGGAGGCACCCAACUUCCUGGGUCCCGUGGGAAAUGCCGGGCCUGCUGGACGAUUCUCCUGCUGUGGCCAGCAGGCCUUUCGCUAUGAGACGCUGCCAGGACCAAAUGGCUGCCAGUUCCGCGAGCACAGUGUCCUGGUGGAAACGGAUCGUGAACGAGCCAUCCUGGCCAUUGCCCAGUUGGUGGGCGAGAACUAUGCCCUUUGUGAGCAGCCACCACUGAGGAUUCAAGAACUGGCAGCUGCUGGCGAGAUCAGUCCCAGUUGGCAGGGUAUCUCCCUGACUCCCCAGAGAUGUCGUCAAGGUCUUUUGCCGCAGCUUUGCAUGGACAGUGUCCUAAAAAGGGUGACCAACCACCGGGUGAGCCGUCGCAUGAGAGGAUCGCGCUACCAAAUGGACACCAGCACCGAUUCCGAGACGACUUCCACCAGCGAGGAUGAUGCGCGAUGCCUGCGUCCGCGCAUGCGCAAUGUUCACGAUGAUGAUGAGGAUUACAGUUCCAGUAGCGAUGGCUGCGAAUCGGAGCAUCGACCACCGCCCAGGAAAACUAGGGGAAAGAAGUCACGAAAGCGUCCCACCGAUGUUUCGGGUCGUUUUUGGUCCGGCGAGCUCUCCGCCCGCAGCAACCAGGAUCACCAGCGCGAUUUCGAGGAGAAGAUCAUGAAGCAGGUGGCCAACUAUGUGACCAAGAAGACCGGAACGGAUCAGUGCCUGGUGCAGAAUGCCCAGCCACUUGGUGGCUCCUAUGUUCGCCUCGAAUCCGAAUGGAAGGAGAUGCUCAAGCAGCGCCACAGCCACCACAGCAUCCAAAAUUCCAAUGCCACUGGCAUUUCGAUGCCGCAGAAUAGUAACACUUGCAUGGGAUCCACAAUCGCUGCCGGUGGAUCCUCCGUUUCCGUCAUGUCCAAGCAGAAGCACAAGUAGCAAUUCGUUCCCGAGUAGAAGUUAAUUGCAUUCGCCAUUCGUAGACCAAAUAUUUAGUCCGUUUCUUAGUAAAAUGUUUAGUGCAAAUCAUAAAUAUUCAUAUGAAAAUGUAGAAAAAAAUUAAUUAAUUGAAAAUGUAGAAAAUUAUAUAAAUGAUUGUAUUGCAUCUCAAAA
Molecule: messenger RNA, 2850 nt
Organism: Drosophila ficusphila
Lineage: Eukaryota; Metazoa; Arthropoda; Insecta; Diptera; Drosophilidae
Exons: 5
Coding region: 1-2676 (891 amino acids)
Source: RefSeq, a predicted model, not a curated record